AUGCCCGUUCUUUCCGAGCAGUACCGCGCUCCGCAGGCCGGCUACCUCUUCAAGCUCAAGGAGAAGGGCGGCGGUUGGAAGAAGAUCUACGCCGUCCUGCGAGGCUGCGAGCUCUGCUACUACGAGAGCCCUUCGGAUGCGCAGCGAAAGCUCCUCAUGCGCGAUGGCGCCAAGACGGUGCUGUCUGCGGCGGAGUCCGACCCGCCUGCCCGUGCCCGGCCUCCUGUGCACGACCCGUGGUACUUUACCAUCCAGACAACGACCGCAAGAAAGACCUACUGCGUCCGCACCUCCCGCGACCGAGAGAAGUGGCUGGGCGCCAUCUCGACGGCCGCCCUUCGUGGACAAGCCUCGGCACCGCGGGCGGCUCCCGUCGGCGCGGCAUCCUCGACGUGGGCCGCCAUCGGCGACACGGCGUCUUCGACUCGGAACGUCAUCAGUGGCCUGUUUGGCGGCGGCAAGAGCAGCAGAAACUCAAAGGGCCACGGCGCGGCGGAGGAGGCCAUCCGGGCGGAGCAAGCAAUCGAUGCGGCAUUCGAGGCGGUGGACGACGAGGCGGUCAGCAGCGCCUUCACCGUGCUCCUUUCGGGGCUAUCGCUUCCCGCCGCACGGCUGGGAGAGAUGGAGGCGUGGCCGGCGAGCAAGAAGCGAGAGUGUCUGUCAACGGCAGCUAACGCAUCGAGCCUCCGCCCUCGCGACCUUGUCGCCCGGCUUCGCAGCGAAGAGGCGAGCUCGCUCGAGGCUGUGCAGGAGUGCCUCGCCAGGCUGGCCGGCUCGGGCGAGUGGUCGGCCGAGUUCGUGGCCUGUGGAGGACUCGACGCCCUCUCCGCGCUCCUUCGCUCCCUUUGCUCGCGCGCAGAGCGGCCUGAGGCGGACUGGGCCACGCUCGACGUGGCCAUCCGGUGCGUUGCCGUGCUGGCGGAUGCCGAGGUCGGACUCGCCGCGGUUGCCUCCCACCCUGCGGUCUGCUCCUCUUUUGCCGGUGGCGGCGGCUCCUUGCUGCUCUGCGAUGCUCCGGGUCGCGAGCCGCUGCUGCGGGCUGCGAGCGAGGUGCUCUGCGCGGUGGCGCUCUACUCGGAGGCGGGAGCGAGGAGCGUCCUUUCCGCGCUCGAGCAGCUCGCCCUUCUGCACGGCUGUUCCGACACCGACGCAGCGGGCGCGCGCUUCCAGCCGAUUGUCGAGGCAUUGGCGCCGCCCCGGCGGCUCGCGCAACGUUGGCUGCUGCAGCUGCUCAACGCCCUCGUGUCGGGCCGCGCGUCCAUCAGCGACCGCGUUGAGCUGCGCGGCGAGCUCGCGGCCGCGGGCUUCCUCGAGGCGUCGCGCCGGCUCCUCUCUGGCCGCGGCGACGAGCUCGACACGCAAGUCCGAAUCUUCGACCGAGAGAUGGCUGAGGACUCCACCGAGCUACAGACAGCGGGCGACCAAGGCUGCAGCCGCGACGCACCGGCUCCGGCGCGGCCGCCACCGCCGCCGCGAGGGAAGCCGCCGCCACCGCGAGGGAAGCCGCCGCCACCGCCGGGUGGCCCUCCUCCCAAGCCCUCGCCACAAGCGCGGCCUUCACCGCCAUCGCAGCCGCCGCCCGCCGUCGCACAGCCGCCAGCGCCGCCGCCGCCCUCGCGCGGCACGCAGGAAGACGCAUCGGCGGACGAGACCGCGGCUGCGCACUCCGAGGCGGUGCGAGCGCUUGAGGCCGAGGUGGAGCGCUGGCGCCGCGAGGCCGCAAAGGCAAAAGAGCAGGCUGCCGCAGCGCAAGGCGCGGCGGAAGCGGCAGAGGCGAAGGAGGCUGCGGCCAGGAGCGAGGCGGCAGAGUCCCUGGAGAAGGCUCGCGCCGUGCAGGCCGCCGCGGAAGCGGCAGCGGCGUCAGAGAAGGUGGUCCGAGGCGCCGCCGCCGCCUCCGGAGAGGCGACCGGCGAUGCGAGCGAUGCGGGCGAGGCCCUCGGAGAGAGCCUCAAGGAGAGGGACGCGUCGAUCGCUCAGCUGAGGGAGGCCCUCGCUCGGGCCGAGGCCGAGCUCGAAGCGCUCAAGAAGACGCCGCCGCCGCCUGCCGCGCCGCCACCGGCCACGCCACCUCCUCUCGCGCCACCGCCCCUCGCUCCUCCGCCGCCGCUCGCACCGCCGCCUCUGGCGCCACCGCCCCUCGCUCCGCCGCCGCUCGCACCGCCGCCUCUGGCGCCACCGCCGCUCGCUCCGCCGCCGCUCGCUCCGCCGCCUCUGGCGCCACCGCCGCUCGCUCCGCCGCCGCUCGCUCCGCCGCCCCUCGCUCCGCCGCCCCUCGGCGGCGCCCCCUUGCCGCCGCCGAUCGCCGGUGGCGCCCCUCCUCCUCCUCCUGCCCCUCCGCCGCCGUCGACUCCGGGCGCCCCCCCUCCGCCACCCGUGCCUCCGAGCCUGGCGCGGCCGCUCGUCCCGCCAAAGGCGAAGCGGACCCCCGCCCUCCCCCUGAAGCCUCUCCACUGGUCCAAGAUCCCCGACGCGCGGCUGGCCGGCACGGCGGACCUCGACCCGGCGGAGGUGGAAGAGGUCUUUGGGAUCGCGCCUCCCGCCGCGGCCAAGAAGGAGAGCAAGGGCGCGCCGGCGGCGGCCAAGGGCAAGGCCGAGAAGAACAUCGCGCUCAUCGACGUCAAGCGCUCCAACAACGUCGCCAUCGCCAUGGCGAGGCUCCGGCUGCCGGACGGCGAGAUCAAGGCGCGCGUGUGCGACGGGCCGCCGCUCUCGCUGGAGCAGGUGUCGGCGCUCCUGUCGGCGAUGCCCACCGCGGAGGAGCUCGAGACGGUGCGCGAGUUCUCGGGGGAGCGCGAGUCGCUCGGCCGCGUCGAGCAGCUCUUUCUCUGCCUCGGCGAGGCGACGCUCACGCUCGGUCCCGCGGUCGCGGCGAUGGGGGAGGAGGUUGCGAUGCUCGCCGAGGCCAUCGAGCAGGUCUUCUCAUCGCAGGGCCUCCGCUCCUUCCUGCAGCGAGUGCUCUGCGUCGGAAACUACCUCAACGGCCAGUCGGCGCGCGGCGGCGCCUACGGCUUCAAGCUCGCCGACCUGGCCAAGCUGGUGCAGGUCAAGUCCGCCGACUCGCAGACGACGCUGCUGCACUACCUCUGCCGCCGCCUCGAGAAGGCGCCCGCCGCCGAGUCGGUGGCCGCGCUCGACGAGCAGCUCUCCCAGCUGGAGGGCGCCAAGGACGCCGACCUUGGAGAGAUGCGCGCCGAGCUGGCCAAGCUGGGCGCCGCCAUGCGCACGGCGCUCGCCGCCUGGCUGGGCGAGAAGCCCGCGUCGAGCCCGGCAGAGCUGCUCGGCCCGAUUGCCGGAGUGGUGCGCGCUCUCAAGGCGGCCCACGCAGACAACGCGCGCGACGACGGCGAGAGGGCCCGCAAGCAGCGCAUGGCCAAAGGCGCCGGCGCGGCCCCGGCCGCUCGCCCGAGCGGUCCGCCCGCUCCUCCCGCGGGGGGCACGCAGGCGAAUGUGAUGCUGGAGAUGCAGCUGCGGAUGGCGAGGCGCGCGGAGGCGGCGGCGCAGCAGGAGGGCGUCGGGGGCAAGGCGGCGCCGGCACCCGCCCCAGCGGCGACGCGCGCCACGCGGCCGUCCUUUAGCGCCCAGCUCGCGAGCGACGCGGCCUCGGGCGCCCUGUUCCAGCGCCGGCGGGUCCUGCAUACCAGCGCGUUGUAG
Emiliania huxleyi CCMP1516 is the source of this 3651-nucleotide messenger RNA. RefSeq lists its product as hypothetical. The record is from RefSeq and is a predicted model, not a curated record. The transcript is spliced from 5 exons. Lineage: Eukaryota; Haptophyta; Isochrysidales; Noelaerhabdaceae. Bases 1 to 3651 code for a protein of 1216 amino acids. Gene Ontology annotation, molecular function: actin binding; small GTPase binding. Gene Ontology annotation, biological process: actin cytoskeleton organization.